GGGAGCAAGCAGUUGCUGAACAACUACCCUGUCUACAUCACUAGUAAACAGUGGGAUGAGGCUGUAAAUUCUUCCAAGAAAGAUGGACGACGGCUCCUUCGCUAUCUCAUCAGAUUUGUUUUCACAACCGAUGAGCUUAAGUACUCAUGCGGCCUUGGAAAAAGGAAAAGGUCAGUGCAGUCAGGAGAGACAGGUCCUGAAAGACGUCCUCUGGAUCCAGUAAAAGUAACAUGUCUCAGAGAGUUCAUUAGGAUGCAUUGUACUUCCAACCCAGACUGGUGGAUGCCAUCCGAAGAGCAAAUAAACAAGGUAUUCAGCGACGCAGUAGGACAUGCUCGUCAAGGGCGUGCGGUGGGGACUUUCCUUCACAACGGGAACUCGUAUUACGAGGGGACUGACCAUCCAGGGUCACAGGACGAAGUCUUCAAUAGAGGUAUGCAAGACGGAUCUGGCGAUUGAUGGCAGUGAGAAGAACCUCAUACAACAGUAGCAACCACUUAAUUUAGGAGAGACUGUUUGUUAAACAUACUUACCCUGAUUUAAGAGUCCAAAGCAUGUUUGAACACAUACUGCAUACAUUUCAGCUUCUCCACCCUACUGUGUCCCAGUUAACAGAAAGAAAUUCAUUUCAAGACCUGCUCUAUGGGACUUCUCAGUGCCUAUUAUUUGCAAAUCCUUCAUAGCACCCUCAAAGGGAAAUUGCAGUUCAUUUCAUCUAGUUCUAGAGAAAAGGUCAUUUAAAACUAUAAAAAUGUCAAAAGAAACAGCAGCUACUAUCUCAUCUGCCUAUUGAUAACAAGCCCAGGUCUGGACCCAGAACAGCUGGGAACUAUUUGCUUUCCCUGAGUAGGAGAUGUAAGAACAAGUCUGCACACUUACAACAAAAAAAGAAGUGGUCUCCCCUUUCCUAACGGAAAAUAACAUAAUUAUAAAUGCUACCUUAAAAUAC
Molecule: messenger RNA, 949 nt
Organism: Fulmarus glacialis (Northern fulmar)
Lineage: Eukaryota; Metazoa; Chordata; Aves; Procellariiformes; Procellariidae
Product: BEN domain-containing protein 4-like
Exons: 2
Molecular function (GO): DNA binding
Source: RefSeq, a predicted model, not a curated record